This is a messenger RNA of Penaeus indicus, 864 nucleotides long. RefSeq lists its product as uncharacterized. NCBI's taxonomy places the organism in Eukaryota, Metazoa, Arthropoda, Malacostraca, Decapoda, Penaeidae. The transcript is spliced from 3 exons. The coding region runs from base 1 to 864 and encodes 287 amino acids. The record is from RefSeq and is a predicted model, not a curated record.
AUGGUCGUUGAUGUAGAAGUUACCUUUUUUAUAUUUUAUUUCGCUUUUUCUUGCACGACUCUUGUUUUGUUUGGCCGAGGCAGCAGCGUGGUUGAAGAUGCGUGGUCUGUUGUGGUAGAGAAGUGUGGUUGCUCGGUGACUGUGUCUUCUUCUUCUUCUUCUUCUUCUUCUUCUUCUUCUUCUUCUUCUUCUUCUUCUUCUUCUUCUUCUUCUUCUUCUUCUUCUUCUUCUUCUUCUUCUUCUUCUUCUUCUUCUUCUUCUUCUUCUUCUUCUUCUCCUCCUUCUGCUUCUUCAUCUACUUCUUCUUCUUCUUCUCCUCCUUCUGCUUCUUCAUCUACUUUUCCUUCUUCUUCUUCUCCUCCUUCUGCUUCUUCAUCUACUUCUUCUUCUUCUUCUCCUCCUUCUGCUUCUUCAUCUACUUCUUCUUCUUCUUCUUCUUCUUCUCCUCCUUCUGCUUCUUCAUCUACUUCUUCUUCUUCUUCUUCUUCUUCUUCUUCUUCUUCUCCUCCUUCUGCUUCUUCAUCUACUUCUUCUUCUUCUUCUUCUUCUUCUUCUUCUUCUUCUUCAUCUUCUUCUUCUUCUUCUUCUUCUUCUUCUUCUUCUUCUUCUUCUUCUUCUUCUUCUUCUUCUUCUUCUUCUUCUUCUUCUUCUUCUUCUUCUUCUUCUUCUUCUUCUUCUUCUUCUUCUUCUUCUUCUUCUUCUUCUUCUUCUUCUUCUUCUUCUUCUUCUUCUUCUUCUUCUUCUUCUUCUUCUUCUUCUUCUUCUUCUUCUUCUUCUUCUUCUUCUUCUUCUUCUUCUUCUUCUACUGAUACAUAUCUAGAUAUCAUUCACAUUCUACGAGACCAUAAGAGCAUGCUACGGUAG